CCUAGGAUGAUUGCCCUGUUUUCAAGUUUUUCCAUUUUCCUUUUUGAUCUUUUUACUGGAAUUCCCAAUUUUUUUUUGAGUAGGCUGGCUCCCGUCGACGGAGGCCCGCGAAUAGAAAUCCGAACCGAGCGAGGGGCCGGGCUCGAAACCCGCCUACCGCGAUGGUGGAACCCGGAAUCGUGGGGGCAAAUGACAACGACAACCAUGCGGGGAUGGCCAAUCAUCCCCUGUACUUUGUACCUCCUCCCUCCGAAGUUCCCAUUUUUUCUGAGGAUGACACCGAUCCUCGCACCUGGCUGGCGGCCUUGAAAGCCCAGGGCUGGUCGGACCAGUUGCUCCGAGAACGAAUCCCCGGAAGGUUAGCCGGAACCGCUUUUGAGUGGUACGGACAAAACCCUUUCACUAAUUGGGCAGCCUUCCAGAGGAAAUUUCUCGAUAGAUUUGAUCACAUCGCACCAGGUCAAUGCCUCCGUUUAAUAAAGGAAUACACACAGCAGCCUCGGGAGACCUUGGCUAGAUAUGCUGAACGUUUUACGUACCUAGCCGAGCGCUCCUGGGUGGAUGAGAAGAUGGUACGGACUGAUUUCGUCAGAGGACUGUCAGAUUCUCGUCUGCGGAAAAAGAUCCGCAAGAAAUGCAACCCUAUAGAACAUACCCUGACGGAGCUAAUUCAGUACGCAAUUAAGUACAGGAAGGAAAAUUACGAUGUGGGUCUGGACUCGGAAUCCGAUGAAGAUGACCCUUCGGGUGUUCGGCGCAAUAGCUACUCCGCUACGGCACGUAUGUUCGAAGAUCGCUUCGGGUUGGGUCCAACAAAAAAAGGCUCGGAUCGGAAAGCUUCCUCCUCUGCUUCGACAUCCCGUCGCCGUAGUCAAACGCAAGGAGGCCGGGGCGAGGAAGAAGUAUUCAUGAAAGAGGUCGCGGCCCAAUUAGUUAUGGUAGUAGCCCCGUUGACAGAGUUUGUUCACGGUCUACAACGGCAACGCAUAGCCGCCGCACAAUGGCAACAGGCGGCUAUGGCUGUCGGAGCCCCUAUGAUAAGACCGGCCGUGGCCGGGGCUGUCCCACCCCUACGCUGUUAUAAUUGUAAUCAGCUAGGCCAUCUUGCGAAAGAUUUUCCGAAACCCCGAACUCAAGGCGGUCCUACCGGGCCUUCCCAAAUCCCACUGGCUGCUCCCACCGCUGCAGGACAGGGGAGGGUAGCCACGGUAAUGGAUACAGGAAUGACGGAGAUGGUGACCCCUGGGGCCACUAAGAUAGGACCCGAUGAGUAUAUGGCAGCAGUGAUGUUCGAACCCGAGACCAUCGGAGUGAUACGUCACGUCCAACGGAUUACCGAGGAAAGUGACCUCGGGCCGUGGCGACUAGGGUUCGAAGAUCAUGCGGUACCUGGUCUUGAAUACAAGGAUGGCCAUAUCGACGUAUUGGAUGCCUUGAAGGCUCUGGAUCUUCGGAUCCCCGUCCCUAUUCCAUAUCUGCUAACCCUUUCUGAAGCGGCUAACGAAAAGUUGAUCGAACGGUGCCUCAAAAACAGGCGCCGAUUCGAGGAAAGUCGAAAGGGCAAAAAGCCGGUCCUACGGGACCCACCCGCCAACGAGGAACCACAGCCCUCAACCUCAGAGGUGCAUGAAGCCAACCGGAUAGGGAUGAUCCAGACCAUAGAUUCCGCCUUGGAAAAACCCGAGCACGGGAACGACGGAAGGGAGCACGUCAUUGAGUAUGCGUCCAAGACGCUGAGCCAGGCGCAGRCUAAUUACGAAGCAUGCAAAGGUGAAUGUCUGGCGGUGGUGUGGGGGAUUCAGCACUUCCGACCGUAUCUAUACGGCCAGAAAUUCGUGCUGGUGACGGAUCAUCAGCCGCUGCUGUCCCUACGCAACAACACGGACUACACGGGGACGCUGGGCAGGUGGGCGGUGCGUUUGCAAGACUAUGACUUCGACAUCCGCCAUCGCGCCACGCGGCAGCAUGGUAACGCUGAUGGAUUAACGUGCCUCCUGCCGCCCAACAAGUGUCCCGCCAACGAGCGACUCAUUCCGUGGAGGCCAGAAGUCGCGGCGAUGAAACCACACUACAAGGAGCUAUACGUGCUGCGCGACUCGCUGUCAGAACUUACCAAAGCCGAACGGCGGAGAGUCAUGGAGCGGGCGCAAGACUAUCGCUGGCAGGGCCCGACAUUACAAAAACGGAAGGUCGAUGACGACAGAGAGUCUAGCUGGUUGACGGUUCCACACCCUCUUGCUAGGUUCGAUUGGACACGAGCUGCUCAUGAGGAGGAUGCGGUCCAUUUAGCGGUCAAGUACACGAAAAAAGCCAUCGAAAAGAACGGAUGGUACUGGUCGGGAAUUCGUGACGAUGUGAAAUACAUCGUUCAGAAUUGCCCGGCCUGCGCGGCGGACAAGGCGCCUGUACAGAUGCCUCGGACGAUGGUGCCCACUCGUGUAGAGUGCCCCUUUCAGAGGGUUAGCAUCGAUACGACGGACAUCAACGUUCCGAGAGGGCCUGUCGAUCAGGGAGAACUCAAUGUUCUUUUAGUGGCCGUCGAUCAUUUUUCAAAAUGGAUCGAGGCGUACCCUAUGACCAGCCGGAAUUCGCAGGAAGUAGCCUGGUACGUAAAUCGAUUUUUGUGCAUGCAUUUAGACGUAGAAGAAAUACACAUGGACAAUGGGUCGGAAUUUCAAGGCGAAGUAGAACGUCACCUAGUCAGGGUGGACGUUAAGAUUAUCUACUCGCCGGGGCAUUGGCCUCAAGCCAAUGGCCUGGUAGAGAAUGCCAACCGACUGAUUAAGACGGCCCUUAGACGGAAUAUCACUGCGGGAGAUACCCGACCCUGGCCGGUCAUUGUGGAUCACAUAUUGGCCGUUUAUCGGGCUACCCCACACGGUAGUACGGGGGUGUCCCCCUUUCAACAGAGCACCAAUAGUGUCCCUCGGGUGCAAUUGUCCCCCUUAGUGGGUACGGAAGUUAGAGCAACACGGGCCCAGAACCGAGACAAGGCCCGCCACUACCUGGACUUAAUGGCUAGGGCCUAUCCCCCGUUAGCUCGCCGUCGACAGCAGGCUGUAGAUCGGACGCAUCAACGGCAGAUCCGGGACUACGAGAACCGACACGCGUCGGUGGGACCACUGCCCCGCUAUAAAGUUGGGGACUUGGUACAGGUACGGAAAUCUGCGCGCUCCUCCAAGAUCCACCCGCGCUACAUAGGCAUUUACGAGGUCACGGAAGUUGACACACAGGGACAGCACUCCGUGAAGCUGAUUCCCCGUCACAACUCCCAAGCCCGUCCGCUGACACGGCACGCUGCCGCGCUCCGGCCCUUCCAGCCAUCGCUAGGUCCCCUACGGACCCCUGCUCCUACGCGAUCACCUUCUCCUUCUUCAUCCUCCUCCUCUUCUCGAUCUGCCUCGUCCAUUGGCGCUAUAGUUCCGGGGAGCAGGAUGAACCAUCGCCAGCCGGAGCAUGAGCCCCUCGAGCACUUCCAGACGCCGCUUGCAGAUCGCUUGUUGCGGCAUCGGUUUAACAAGGAGAGGCAGUUUCGGUACGACAUCCAACAAGUGAACGUGCCAGCGCCCGGGGUUGCUGAUCCGGCGGCAUACUCGUUGCUUUGCGAUCGGCUGACAUAUGCAGGGGUGUACGUGGACGUGACGCAGUUGCCUGGUCGGGAGACGACCCGGGUAUUCAUUGAGUUCCGUGCUCUCCAGGUGGCACCCAAUUUCGUGCAUAACGUCACCACCUUCAUUGAAGACUUGACGAUCCUCCCGCAGGAGAAUCGGGAGCCGACGCGCAGCUUUGUGCGCGAGUACGUGGUAGAAGCGGCCAGAUCAGUGGCCAGAGUGCAAGGACGGAGCGGGCACCGACUCACAGCCCACGAAGUGCUGCUGCGUAGGGCAGAGGACGGACCGAUCGCGCUGCUAACUGACGUGGAGCCGCUGCCAUUCGCCGACAAGGACGCGUGGGAGUUGCACCGUGCGCUGUACAAGUCGGUGGCGCUGGGGAUGUUCCGGUUCUUCGUGGAUCACGAAGACCACGCUACCUGUGAGCACUUCGUCAUUUACUACGUCAUCACGCGACCCAAGCCAGCGGAGAAGGAAGGGACGGUCGCGCUGUACCCAUUCGCCCAGCUCCAUACGAUCGAUCCGGGAUUUUUGGAGCUCAUACAUCUUGAGCUCCUCUCCAUCGCGCAAGUGAUCGCGAGCGAGGAGGAGGAGAUCCAACCGCGAUUGCGGACGGCGAUGGCCCCGCGGAGAACGUACAACGCGGUCGUCAUCCCGAAUCACAUUGCGCAGCGCGCGGAGAGAUUGGACGACUUCCAGGAGGAAAGGCCGUUGCGUCCUCCCUCAUCGUACUCUCAGCCAGCGCCACCGAAGGCCCCCAAGAAGACGCCGAAGAGGAAGAGACGCCACCCGUCGCCAGGAGCGCAAGGCAGCAGGAUCGGCGGCGGCGAGGAAGUGAUUCAGCCCGCGCGCGGCGACGCUCGUUAAGGAGACUAUCGUGCCAUCGCCGCCCAUUCCGCAUG
Molecule: messenger RNA, 4513 nt
Organism: Chara braunii
Lineage: Eukaryota; Viridiplantae; Streptophyta; Charophyceae; Charales; Characeae
Source: the annotation of a GenBank genome assembly